CUUAACUUUAUCUUCUCUUCUCAACUUGUAUCGAAUGACAGGUUACAAAUGAGAAAGGAGAGAAGAAGUGGAAAAGGUAAACAUAGAAGUGGAAGAACAUGUGAAAGAUCCAAUCUAUCCACCUGGUUUAACUAUAUAGAAUCAUACAAAGCUUAUUGUGAUGAGUACUUAACGAAGAUAUCCAUGGAAGAAUUUCGACCCGACAAACCGCUAUGGGAAGCUCAUUUGUUCAAGUAUCCAACAUCCCCGACCGUCGCUGGAACCAUGGUUCUAAAGGUCCACCACUCCCUCGGCGAUGGCUAUUCUCUCAUGGGUGUCGUUCUUUCUUGUCUUCACACAGCUUCAGACCUAACGUUCCUCUCACUUUUCCUUCCCGACGUCAACGACGAUUCAAGGACGGUGUUGUGAAGUCUUUGACUGGAAUUGUUUCCGCUGUUUGUAGAACGGCGUCGAAUUUGAGGUAGAGUGUUUUGAAAGGAAUAGAUGAGAAAACUUCUAUAAGGUCAGGACGUGAAGGGCUACAAUUCAUGCCGAUGAAUACUUUUACGGUGUCCUUUUCGCUCAAUUACAUAAAGAAAAUCAAGACGAAGCUCGACGUGACAGUAAAUGAUGUGAUAACAGGGAUAACCUUCAUGGGACUAAGGUUGUACAUGGAAGAAAUGGAGAAAAAUUCCGGUGAAGUCGCAGCGACUGCAUUGACAAUAGUGAACACGAGAGUGAUUGGAACCUACCGGCCGGCGACAGAGAUGGCAAAACCAGAGAGCAAAGGACUAUGGUGAAACCAAUUAUCUUACUUGGAAACUAUGAUCCCAAAAAUGACCAACACUAACCCACUUGAGUUUGUCGUGGCUGCUCAUCGCUCCAUCAACAACAAACGAAACUCCUUCACUAUUCAUGUUGUGGCUCAUCUUUUGAAUCUCUUGAGAAAACUUCGUGGUCAUCAGGAAGUAGCAAAAUUCCUCCACAAUUUAUUGAAGAACACAACCACAGUAAUCUCAAAUGUGAUUGAUCCACUUCAGCAAAUGGCUUUAGAUAAUCAUCCCAUCAGCGGCUUAUACUUCACCAUCGUGGGCACACCUCAGAGUGUUACGGUAACGAUGUUGAGUUAUAUGGGGAAACUGAGAGUUGCAUUCAGAACAGAAAAGGAUUUCAUUGAUGCCCACGAGUUAAAUUCUUGUAUGGAAGAUGCAUUUAAGAAGAUAUUUGAAGCAGCAAAUGAUAUUCCUUCACCGUAAACUAUAUA
Molecule: messenger RNA, 1243 nt
Organism: Cucumis sativus (cucumber)
Lineage: Eukaryota; Viridiplantae; Streptophyta; Magnoliopsida; Cucurbitales; Cucurbitaceae
Exons: 4
Coding region: 804-1235 (143 amino acids)
Biological process (GO): triglyceride biosynthetic process
Cellular component (GO): plasma membrane
Molecular function (GO): long-chain-alcohol O-fatty-acyltransferase activity; diacylglycerol O-acyltransferase activity
Source: RefSeq, a predicted model, not a curated record